AUGCCUCAUUACCUACAUCCUCGGUCGCGGUCGACCAGCUCUCUCUUUGCCGCGACUUUGCUCGCCUCGUUUGUCAUUGUCGGCCUGCCUCAUAUCUUCCCGUGUCCUGCUCCCCGCCGCACCCUAGCCGAUUCAGACAUGACCAUGACAGAUGUCGACGGACGACAAAUGCAAAGACCUAGGCGGAAGAAGAGGAAGGCAGUUGAUGCUCCAGAACAACUCUCAUCCACAGACGGCGCCUCACGAGGCCUGCCACAAGCGACGGAUGAAGAGGUCUCGACAUUCCUCCAGAUGGAGGAGGAGGCUGAGACGAUGGCCAGGAGAGCCACGCGAGGGGAGGGAUGGCGCACCACGAACCGAUAUCCCCGGUCGAGGAGACGGAAGCUGAGAGAAGAAGAGACAGGUGCCGAAAGUGGAUUGUGGAUUAUACCUUCGCUUGACUACAAACGCUGUGAUCUGUUGGUUUUGCUAGACGCGAUCUCGUUUGGUGACGAUUAUCUACUUGUCUUGUUGAUUAAUCACAAUUCUUCUAGAAUGGGAAAUAUCUCUGUCUUCGAGUAUAAUGUAACCCUCACUGAUUUCUCAGUUAAAGGUGCCGUGAAAAUCCCACCUAUGCUUUUGGCGGCUAGGGAUGUUACUGAACCCCCUCAAUUGGAGGUAGCAUACAAAGCGAGGCAUAUACUAGUCUUGGCCUACAACUACAACCAGGCCUGA
Messenger RNA from Rasamsonia emersonii CBS 393.64, 714 nucleotides. RefSeq lists its product as uncharacterized. The transcript has 4 exons. The record is from RefSeq and is a predicted model, not a curated record. The coding region runs from base 1 to 714 and encodes 237 amino acids. Lineage: Eukaryota; Fungi; Ascomycota; Eurotiomycetes; Eurotiales; Trichocomaceae. Gene Ontology annotation, cellular component: mitochondrial matrix. Gene Ontology annotation, biological process: mitochondrial respiratory chain complex IV assembly.